Molecule: messenger RNA, 3611 nt
Organism: Impatiens glandulifera
Lineage: Eukaryota; Viridiplantae; Streptophyta; Magnoliopsida; Ericales; Balsaminaceae
Product: 2-oxoglutarate dehydrogenase, mitochondrial
Exons: 9
Coding region: 243-3305 (1020 amino acids)
Biological process (GO): tricarboxylic acid cycle
Cellular component (GO): oxoglutarate dehydrogenase complex; mitochondrion
Molecular function (GO): oxoglutarate dehydrogenase (succinyl-transferring) activity; thiamine pyrophosphate binding
Source: RefSeq, a predicted model, not a curated record
AAGGCAUACAUUGAUUGAUUGAUAUAUAAAGCGGCUUUGACCGCUAUAUGCUCCGUUUAUCUUCUCCUUCAUCUAUUCUAUGCGUUUCGGCUACGCUUGGAGGAGGCUCUAGGGUUCUUCGUUAUUCAUCCUUCACUCUGAUUGUGUGGAAAGAGAUAGGAUGCACAUGAGCCGAGAUUGAACUUAAACGGUAUACGUUUUCAGCUAAAUUCUGUUUUGUGAUUGUCUUGAGUUGAAUCAGAAUGACGUGGUUUAGAGCUGGGUCUAAUGUAGCGAAGCUUGCUAUUAAGAGAACAUUAGCACAGUCUGGAUCUUAUUCUGCUAGGGCGAGGAUCAUUCCUGCACAGAAUCGGUAUUUUCAUUCCAGUAUUUUCAGACCAAAGGCACAAGCUGCUCCAGUUCCUCGUCCCGUGCCGCUCUCUAGGUUGACUGAUAGUUUUUUAGAUGGGACAAGCAGCGUGUACCUUGAGGAAUUGCAGAGGGCUUGGGAGGAAGACCCGAACAGUGUUGACGAGUCAUGGGAUAACUUCUUUAGGAACUUUGUUGGUCAGGCUUCCACAUCGCCUGGAAUUUCUGGACAAACUAUUCAAGAGAGUAUGAGAUUGUUGUUACUGGUUAGGGCUUACCAGGUUAAUGGUCAUAUGAAAGCUAAGUUGGAUCCAUUGGGGUUGGAAGAAAGGGAGAUACCUGAUGAUUUAGAUCCGGCACUUUAUGGAUUCACGGAAGCGGAUAUUGACAGAGAGUUCUUUCUUGGAGUGUGGAGGAUGUCUGGAUUUUUGUCUGAAAACCGUCCUGUGCAAACUCUUAGAGCAAUAUUGACCAGACUUGAGCAGGCUUAUUGUGGCAGUAUUGGAUAUGAAUACAUGCACAUAGCUGAUCGUGACCAAUGUAAUUGGUUGAGGGAGAAGAUUGAGACUCCUAUGCCGACACGGUACAAUAGGGAACGGCGCGAUGUCAUGCUUGAUAGGCUAGUAUGGAGUACUCAGUUCGAGAACUUCUUGGCCACCAAAUGGACUGCUGCAAAAAGAUUUGGCCUUGAAGGAGGUGAGACUUUAAUCCCAGGUAUGAAGGAAAUGUUUGAUAGGGCAGCUGAUCUUGGGGUUGAGAGUAUUGUCAUUGGGAUGUCUCAUAGAGGACGAUUAAAUGUUUUGGGUAAUGUGGUUCGCAAGCCAUUGAGACAAAUCUUUAGCGAGUUUAGUGGAGGUACAAGGCCUGUGGAUGAAGUUGGGCUUUACACAGGAACUGGUGAUGUCAAGUACCACUUGGGUACCUCUUAUGAUCGGCCAACAAGGAGUGGGAAGAGAAUUCAUUUGUCUCUAGUCGCUAAUCCAAGUCACUUGGAAGCCGUAGAUCCUCUUGUGGUUGGGAAAACCCGAGCUAAACAAUAUUAUUCCAACGAUUUGGACCGGACUAAGAAUAUGGGUAUCUUAAUCCAUGGUGAUGGUAGUUUUGCUGGACAAGGUGUAGUUUACGAGACAUUGCAUCUUAGUGCUCUUCCUAAUUACACAACUGGUGGGACAAUACAUAUUGUGGUAAACAACCAAGUUGCUUUCACUACUGAUCCAAAGUCUGGAAGAUCUUCUCAAUACUGUACUGAUGUUGCCAAAGCUUUGAGUGCUCCCAUAUUUCACGUCAAUGGUGAUGAUCUUGAGGCAGUUGUUCAUGCCUGUGAACUAGCAGCUGAGUGGCGCCAGACUUUCCAUUCUGAUGUAGUUGUGGAUAUAGUUUGUUAUCGUCGAUUUGGACACAAUGAGAUUGAUGAGCCAUCUUUCACACAACCCAAGAUGUACAAGAUCAUUAGGAACCAUCCGUCAACACUUGAAAUUUAUGAAAAGAAGCUUCUUGAAUCUGGUGAAUUGACAAAAGAAGAUAUUGAUAAGAUACAUAACAAGGUCACUACAAUCCUUAAUGAGGAGUUUUUGGCAAGCAAAGAUUAUGUCCCAAAGAGGAGGGACUGGCUUUCAGCUUAUUGGACUGGAUUCAAGUCUCCAGAACAGCUGUCUCGUGUCCGAAACACAGGGGUGAAGCCAGAGAUUUUGAAGACUGUUGGGAAAGCAAUCACGGCUCUUCCUGAAACCUUUAAGCCUCACAGGGCCAUUAAUAAAAUUUUUAAAGACCGUGCUCAGAUGAUAGAAACUGGAGAAGGCAUUGACUGGGCACUUGCAGAAGCGCUUGCUUUUGCGACCUUGCUUAUUGAAGGAAAUCAUGUACGUCUGAGUGGUCAGGAUGUUGAGAGAGGUACAUUCAGUCACCGACAUUCAGUACUUCAUGAUCAGGAAACAGGGGAGCAGUAUUGUCCUCUAGAUCAUGUUACAAUGAACCAAAAUGAGGAGUUGUUUACUGUAAGCAACAGUUCUCUUUCUGAGUUUGGUGUGCUUGGUUUUGAAUUGGGUUACUCCAUGGAAAAUCCGAAUGCUCUUGUACUAUGGGAAGCCCAAUUCGGUGAUUUUGCAAAUGGAGCUCAAGUUAUCUUUGAUCAGUUUUUGAGCAGUGGAGAGGCAAAGUGGCUUCGUCAAACUGGACUUGUGGUCCUUUUACCCCAUGGUUAUGAUGGCCAGGGACCUGAACAUUCAAGUGCAAGGUUGGAACGUUACCUUCAGAUGAGCGAUGACAAUCCUUUUGUUAUACCCGAGAUGGAUUCAACCCUACGGAAGCAGAUUCAGGAAUGCAAUUGGCAAGUUGUGAAUGUCACCACUCCGGCAAAUUAUUUCCAUGUCUUGCGUCGUCAAAUACAUAGGGAAUUUCGCAAACCCCUCAUUGCGAUGGCCCCUAAGAACUUGCUUCGACAUAAAGAAUGCAAAUCAAACCUCUCUGAAUUUGAUGAUGUCCAAGGCCAUCCUGGGUUUGAUAAACAGGGUACCAGAUUCAAGCGUCUCAUAAAGGACCAGAAUGACCACUCAGAUCUUGAGGAGGGUAUUAGACGUUUAGUUCUCUGUUCUGGAAAGGUUUAUUAUGAGCUUGAUGAUGAAAGGAAAAAACAAAGUGCCAAGGAUGUGGCAAUUUGUAGGGUGGAACAACUUUGCCCCUUUCCGUACGAUCUAAUCCAACGUGAACUGAAGCGGUACCCAAAUGCUGAGGUCGUGUGGUGCCAGGAAGAGCACAUGAACAUGGGAGCGUACAGCUAUAUUGCUCCGCGCCUAUACACAGCGAUGAAAGCACUGAACAGAGGUGGUUACGACGAUAUUAAAUAUGUGGGGCGUCCACCUUCUGCAGCAUCCGCAACUGGUUUCUACCAGGUCCAUGUGAAGGAGCAAACCGGUUUGGUUCAGAAAGCCUUACAACCCGAACCCAUUCAAUUUCCAUAGUUAUUCCAUGAGAAAAACAAAAACAAACAGAUGAUUUGUAGUGUGCACGAAUGGAGGAGAUUCUCCUCUUGAAGGGGAAAAAUUGCUAUUUUUUCCUUUCAAUUUCCUUUUUUCAAUUUUUUUUUUGGUUUUCUUUUUCCAACUGCAAUGGUGGGUUACAAACAUGGACUUCUUCUUUUUUUUUUUUUGCUUGCAUAAAUCAUGUCCUUUGAACAAAGGGCAUUCAUUGUGUAUGUAACAACAUUUGUUGAUUACCGACAACUUGUAAUUUGAGUUGCACUUUUAUCACAAUUGGUUGUGUUGGAA